GGCCAAGCCUUAACUGAUGCAAAAAUCACACUGUAAUGCUGACUUUGAGGCUACUACAUCAGGGUUUGUUGAUACUGGGAAUUGAACCCUUAUCUCCCAGGGGAAAGGGCAAGGUUUGGUGUGUUGGGCCAGGGAGCUGGCAUGAUGGUGGCUGUCAUGUGUGAGUUAAGAGCUGGUUGCUCCAUGGAUUGCACCACAUGGUCUGGUCUUUCCUGCCUACAAACCAGGUGUGACAUACCAAUAGUGAUUACUGUGAACAGAACAGAACAAAGAAGAACAGGAGAGAGAACAGAAGAAACUUCCGAGAAUCAAGGCUCAGGAGAGUGAAGAAUGUAGAGAGGAUGAAAGGAGCAUUGAAGCUCAUAUCAAUGAAAUGUCUACAGAGAUGCUUAAGCUUCUGUGGGAGAUGAAGGAGCAAUUCCUUGUAGAAGCUGAUCGCAGAAUGGUCACAGAGCUGGAUCGAAUGGCAACGAAGACGGUUCAAAGAGCAUCUAUGUGUGACCUAAAGGACUCCUGCCAGAGGGCAAUCAAUGCCUGCCUGGAUGAUUCAGUAAGACGAGGACUCAUUAGGGAUGCAGCAAUUCUACUGCUGCCUUCCAUUUUCAGAGAGGACUCAUCCUUUCUAUACACUCUACUGGAGGAGCCAAGCGUGCCUACUCCAGCAAUCAUGCUCCAUAACACACACGAGGGGAACCCUUUGCAGGCACAAAGGAUAACCCUAUACCUGGAUGGUAUACAGGUUUUGACUGAGGACAGCAGCAUGGACAUAUCAUAUGCUAUGAGUGCAUUAAUGUCACUCUAUUUUGUUUUUGCUGUCCAGUACCCAAAGGAACUGAGAAAAACUCUUAUUUUCAUUGAAAGAUUUGUGUUUGGGAUCAAGGACCACAGUGUUGUACCCAUUUCAGUGAAGAGACUAUACAACUGUGUCGGAAGUGGGGAGUAGUGAGUAGAUGUGUUGCAGCAUGGGAUUUCAUGCUUUAUGUUCUUGUUAAUGGUCAAAUUCCUGCUGCUGCCGUUUGUUUGUACAUAUUGAUUAAAAAAAUAUCCCUUAUUUAAUACAUAUUUUGGACCAAUACAUUUUGUUUGAUUUUGGCAUAGUGAUGUCUCUAGAUUUCCAUUAUUGUUACAAUACGUAACAUUUUGAGUACUUAUUACAUAACACUGAAAAGUAUUUCAACAUUAUUUAAAUCAAUGUGAAAACUUUGUGGGAUUCCCUCACUUUCUCAUGAUUCUGUUCCACUGUCACAAUUAGUACAUACAGUAUGUACACUGAUUCUUUUCAUUGGACCAUGCAUUAUUUUAUUGUUUGUAGAUAGCUUACAAUAAGGCACAGUAAAUGCAGUAAGUGCACCUUGGAUUGAUUGAACUAAAACUAUUUUGUGUCUCUUUCUGCCAUGUCACCAUUGCUGGAGAUUUAUUUACACAAAUUCACCUACUGAGGACAGCAUGAUGUGUCUGGCCUGUCAUGUUGCUGAUUCCACUGGACCUAUGCUGACUUUUGACCUGUUCUCCCCUGGGACCUACACAGCCUCUCCUGUUUUGUUGGACUAUCUUUAAAUAAAUGUUUUUCUCA
Nerophis lumbriciformis (worm pipefish) is the source of this 1573-nucleotide messenger RNA. RefSeq lists its product as uncharacterized. NCBI's taxonomy places the organism in Eukaryota, Metazoa, Chordata, Actinopteri, Syngnathiformes, Syngnathidae. The record is from RefSeq and is a predicted model, not a curated record.